UGUUCGUCCAGAGGACUGGCUUUUCUGAUGUCCCCUUCGAUGGUGGAGGGUGUUGAUGAUCUUUCCGUUGUUGUUUCAUUGACUUCAUCUGCCCAAGAGGUUAGGUUAGAGGAGAGCUGGGGGUUGGUUGGUUCAGAUUGGCUUGGCUGCGUGUUCUGCUCGUCAAUUUCCAUAUCUGUAUGUUGUGCUACUAUGUUGGUGUCAGUGUUGGGAGUUACGGUGUCGUGUUUCUGA
Messenger RNA from Acaulospora morrowiae, 234 nucleotides. Lineage: Eukaryota; Fungi; Glomeromycota; Glomeromycetes; Diversisporales; Acaulosporaceae. The record is from the annotation of a GenBank genome assembly.